AUGACGGGUCUGAGCAGAGCGAGCAGAGAGACAGUUUCCAGGCAAGCAACCUUGUCUCUCAACACGGCCAGCGCACGCAUGAUCAGACAUGUCCAAAUCGACGAUACGAUGCUGCAAUGCUUUUGCUUCCGAGCCCUACAGCUCUGCACAUGGCGAUGCCAACACCUCCUCCUGCCACCUCACCCUGUUCCCGACCGCCUUGGCCCUUCUUGGAGGCAUGAAGAGAUUACACCUGCAGACCAUACAUUUCCCAUUGUUCAGAUGUACGAUUACAACUCAGUAUGGAGCCUGCCGGGUCUUGGCCUGCUAUUUGCAGUGGUCAGAGAAGAAGAAGAUGUUGAAGAUGAAGAUGAAGAAGAAGAAGAAGAAGAAGAAGGACUUGUCGUGGAACAUAUACUGGCAAGGCUAGAAUGGAACUGGAUGCUUGAUAGCCAUGAGAUGAAUGGCAGGCCCAACUUGCCAGUCUCAACUAUUCCUGUGAGUAUCCAACUGCAACAGAGGCGCUAG
Molecule: messenger RNA, 507 nt
Organism: Cryphonectria parasitica EP155
Lineage: Eukaryota; Fungi; Ascomycota; Sordariomycetes; Diaporthales; Cryphonectriaceae
Exons: 2
Coding region: 1-507 (168 amino acids)
Source: RefSeq, a predicted model, not a curated record